AUGUCUCGCCAAGGAUCCGUCGACGACAUUGAGUCGCAGCAGAAGAACGGCAUGACUUCUUCUGCCACUGCUGCCCCCGUCGAGCCGCGUCACAGGCAGCUUGCCGACCCUUCGCCCUUGGGUCUGCUUGCUUUUGCCCAGGCUCUGUUCCUCGUCAGCUUGUUCGGUGUCAACCCUCAGGGCGUUACUACUCCCAACAUUCUGAUUGCCAGUCUCAUUGCCUACGGCGGUCUCGGUCAGACCAUUGCCGGUAUCUUUGCCUUUAUCCACGGCAACACCUUUGGCGCCACCGUCUUUUGCACCUAUGCCGGCUUCCAGCUCUCGUACGCGCUCAUCUACCUUCCCGGCUCGGGCAUCAUUGCCGCCUACACGGAUGCGACCACGGGCCUGCCCACGGCCGACUUCCUGACGGCUAUUUCCCUCUUCAUCUGGGCCUGGUUCAUCGUCACCAUGAUCUUCACCGUCGCCGCCGUCCGCAGCAACCUCAUCAUGCUGCUCGUCCUCGUCUUUACCGAUCUUACCCUCUUGUUCCUCGCCGUCUACUACCAGACCAGCAUUGCCGCCUGCGGUACCGCCGCCUCGGCCUUUGGCUUCGUCACUGCUUUCAUGGCCUACUGGGCUGGUGCCCAGGCGCUGUGGAGUGUGACCAAUGGCGUCAACUUGCCCAUGAUCCCGCUCACCAAGCAGGAGAAGUCUGCCUAA
This is a messenger RNA of Pestalotiopsis fici W106-1, 702 nucleotides long. RefSeq lists its product as uncharacterized. Gene Ontology annotation, cellular component: plasma membrane. NCBI's taxonomy places the organism in Eukaryota, Fungi, Ascomycota, Sordariomycetes, Amphisphaeriales, Sporocadaceae. The record is from RefSeq and is a predicted model, not a curated record. Gene Ontology annotation, molecular function: acetate transmembrane transporter activity. The coding region runs from base 1 to 702 and encodes 233 amino acids. The transcript has 2 exons.